Messenger RNA from Sesamum indicum (sesame), 1890 nucleotides. It is a transcript of the gene STP12, whose product is annotated as sugar transporter protein 12. Gene Ontology annotation, cellular component: membrane. The record is from RefSeq and is a predicted model, not a curated record. Lineage: Eukaryota; Viridiplantae; Streptophyta; Magnoliopsida; Lamiales; Pedaliaceae. Gene Ontology annotation, molecular function: monosaccharide transmembrane transporter activity. Gene Ontology annotation, biological process: monosaccharide transmembrane transport.
GUUUGCACUACUCCCCAUCUCUAUCUCCAUCUCCAUCUCCAUCUCCAUCUCCCUACCUAUAUCCCUAUACUGCAAUUUCUCAGUAUAGUCCUAAUUCAGACCUCUCCAUACCUAGCAAGUUGUUGAAGAAAGAAAAGAAUGGCCGGAGGUGGUUUUGGCCCUGGUCCCGGCGCCACCGGGAAAGAAUAUCCCGGCAACUUAACGCCUUAUGUCAUAGUCACUUGCGUCAUCGCCGCCAUGGGUGGUCUUAUUUUCGGCUACGAUAUCGGUAUUUCAGGUGGAGUGACGUCCAUGGACUCAUUCUUGGAGAAAUUCUUCCCGUCUGUGUUCAGGAAGCAGAAGGCGGAUGAUACCACAAACCAGUACUGCAAAUUUGACAGCCAAACACUUACUAUGUUCACGUCGUCCUUGUACUUGGCUGCACUGUUGUCGUCGCUGGUGGCGUCGACGGUGACCAGAAAGCUGGGGAGGAAACUGUCAAUGCUGUUCGGGGGAGUGCUGUUCUGCGCCGGGGCUUUGAUCAACGGCUUUGCUAAAGCUGUUUGGAUGCUGAUCGUCGGCCGUAUUUUUCUGGGUUUCGGAAUUGGAUUUGCCAAUCAGUCGGUGCCACUCUAUCUAUCUGAGAUGGCUCCCUACAAGUACAGAGGUGCGCUCAACAUCGGCUUCCAGUUGUCCAUCACCGUAGGCAUCUUAGCCGCCAACGUCUUGAACUACGGCUUCGCCAAAAUCAAGGGUGGCUGGGGAUGGCGGCUCAGCUUGGGUGGCGCAAUGGUCCCUGCCCUCAUUAUCACCGUCGGAUCAUUGAUCCUCCCUGAAACACCAAACUCCAUGAUCGAGCGUGGCAACCAGGAAGAAGCCAGGACCAAGCUCAAGAGAAUCCGAGGCGUAGCCGAUGUCGAUGAAGAGUUCAACGACUUGGUGGCCGCUAGUGAGGCCUCCCGCAGAGUAGAGCACCCAUGGAGGAACCUCCUCCAGAAAAAGUACAGGCCUCAUCUCACUAUGGCCAUUGCCAUUCCCUUCUUCCAACAGCUCACCGGCAUCAACGUCAUCAUGUUUUACGCGCCCGUCUUGUUCAAGACCAUCGGCUUUGGAAGCGAUAACGCAUUGAUGUCUGCUGUGAUCACCGGUGGGGUUAAUGUUAUAGCGACCAUCGUCUCCAUUUAUGGCGUCGAUAAGUGGGGAAGAAGGUUCCUUUUCAUUGAAGGCGGCAUCCAAAUGCUUAUAUGUCAGGUCGUGGUUGCAAUUUGCAUAGGCGUGAAGUUCGGCGUGAAUGGGGAUCCCGGCGAGUUGCCGAGAUGGUACGCCAUUGUGGUGGUGCUGUUUAUAUGCAUAUACGUUGCCGGAUUUGCAUGGUCGUGGGGGCCGUUAGGGUGGCUGGUUCCUAGUGAGAUUUUCCCACUGGAAAUUCGGUCUGCUGCGCAGAGUCUGAACGUUUCGGUGAACAUGGUUUUCACCUUUGCUGUGGCGCAAGUGUUUAUGACAAUGCUCUGCCACUUGAAGUUUGGACUGUUCUUGUUCUUUGGGUUCUUUGUGAUAGUGAUGACUCUGUUCAUAUACUUCUUCCUGCCGGAGACGAAGAACAUCCCGAUCGAGGAAAUGGUUAUUGUGUGGAAGGAGCAUUGGUUCUGGUCGAGGUUCAUGAGUGAUGUUGAUUAUCAUAAUGGAUCAAUUGAGCUGAAGAAGGGAGGGGAUUCUUACCAGAAAGUAUGACAAAUAAAGACCUAUGAUUAUUUUUCCUUGGUCUCUUUUUUUCUUACUUUAGUACAAUUUCCAAGUAAUUAACGUUGAUGAGUCUGUCUCCAGAUUUUCUUUCUUUCUUUUUAGUAGUAGAUAUUUGUGGAUGUAAUACUGAAAAAUUAAUAUCAUGGAUUAAAUGGCUGUUGUCAUAAA